Dovyalis caffra is the source of this 1878-nucleotide messenger RNA. The record is from the annotation of a GenBank genome assembly. NCBI's taxonomy places the organism in Eukaryota, Viridiplantae, Streptophyta, Magnoliopsida, Malpighiales, Salicaceae.
AUGGCAGGAUGGUCAAUUUUAACAAAUGGUUCUGCUUUAGAUUGUGCUGAUGAUGUUAUUAACAGCUAUAAGGGUGAUGGUGGUUGUUUUCAAGGUAUUAAUCAUCAUGUGAAGGAUGAGGUUAAGGAGUGUAUUGUUGUUGAUGAUUCUGACGACGAUGAUUAUGAGUGCGAGGAUAAAGUAAUAUGCUUGUUUGAUGAAGUCGUUUCAAAUUUUUUGAAUGAGGCUGCUGAUGGAGGGUGUAUUAGGCCUAUUCCAGCAUUGCUCGGUGAUGGGCAAUCGUUAGAUUUGUUCAAACUCUUUUGGAUUGUGAGAAAGAGAGGUGGCUUUGAUUUGGUGAACGGUUUCUGGAGCUUUGUGGCUAAAGAAUUAGGAUUGGAUCUUCGAUUUUCACCUUCAGUUAAACUGAUAUAUAUCAAGUACUUGUAUGAGUUGGAAAAAUGCAUGAGUUGGGGUUGCAGAGAUGAAAAAUUAAGAAAGAAAAAGAGUCGAAGUGAUGGGAAUUUGAGUUUUUUGUCAUUGGAGCUAGAGAGGCAGUUUAGAAGUUUGUUAUCACUUAGAUGUGAUAGAAAGCAAGAGGAUGGUCAAUUUGCUUCACAAGAAUAUAAGCAAAAUGGUAGGUACAUUGAGAUGGAUAUUGGGGAGAGUAAAAUAGGUUUGUUAGACACCAAAAAUGUUCAUCGAAAUUAUCGUAAUGAUAGUGAUGAUGAUGUUGUGAUCUUGGAUUCAAGCAUUGCUAAAAAAGAAUUCAAUUCCCGCAAGAGAAAACGAGAAUCCCUAACAAGAAUGCUUAACUGGGUGAUCCAAAUUGCAAAAUGUCCUGAUGAUCCUUCAAUUGGAAUAAUAUCACCCCAAUCUAAGUGGAAGGAUCAUAGAGGCAAUGAGUUGUGGCUGCAAGCCACAAGGGCACGGGAAGCUCUCCUACAAAGAAGGCAUGUUGAUACUAACAUCGAACAAUCACUCUUGCAGGUAUACAAUAUGAACUUCCAUAACAAUCAAAAGAUGCAUCCAUCCCUGUUUGAGGAUGUUAGUGUUCUAAGUGAACAAUCUGCAGAGAGUUCAAGAUGCGGCAAGCGGCUUCCUGCUCUAGUGAAGCCUCAUUCAUACUCUUGUUGUAAUUCAUGUUCUGCCUCUCAAAGUAAAUCUACAAGUCCUCUGAAGACAGUGUGUAAAGAUGGCCUUAAGGAGCAAGAACUUUUUGAUUUAUCAUCCAAAAACACAACCCUCAGUGGAUCUGGGGAUGAGCAUGUCCGUAGGCAUGUUGCUGUGGGUCCUCUUUUCCAAGCUGAAGUCCCUGAGUGGACUGGUGUGGUUUCCAAUGGUGACUCUAAAUGGCUGGGCACACGAUUAUGGCCUUUGGAAUGUGAAAACCAUAAUGCCUUGGUUGCAAUGGAUCCUAUUGGAAAGGGAAGGUCCAGUGUAUGUGACUGUCAGCUGCCAGGUUCAGUUGGAUGUGUUAGAUUUCAUAUUGCCGAGAAAAGAAUGAAAUUGAAGCUUGAACUGGGUCCCUUGUUCUAUCAUUGGCGGUUUGAUCGCAUGGGCGAGGAAGUUUCACUUAGAUGGACUACUGAAGAAGAAAAGAGAUUUAAGGAUAUGGUCAAGUUUAACCCUUUAUCUGCAGGCAAGUGCUUCUGGGACAACAAGCGCAAGUAUUUUCCUAGAAAGACCAGGGAAGAAUUAGUUAGCUAUUACUUCAAUGAAUAUCUUGUGUGGCGCAGAAGUUAUCAGAACCGCAUAACUCCAAAAAAUAUUGAUAGUGAUGAUGAUGAAACAGAGUUUGGAUCUCUGAGUGAUGGUUAUGGUCAUGAAGCACUUGUGGUUCCUGGUGCCAAUAUGUUGAUAUGUUCUGAGAAUAAGCAAUGCACCGAUUUCAUAUAG